Messenger RNA from Orbicella faveolata, 2109 nucleotides. RefSeq lists its product as uncharacterized. NCBI's taxonomy places the organism in Eukaryota, Metazoa, Cnidaria, Anthozoa, Scleractinia, Merulinidae. The record is from RefSeq and is a predicted model, not a curated record.
UUGACAACCUGAGCAGAAGUCAUCUUCAGAGUCAAGUGAAUAGUGCUUGUCAGUCGAUGGUGUUACAAGUCUGGUCGGCUGAAGGUGACUGGUCAGUUUAGCCUUAAUGCUAUUGGCUGUAAGACUCGCGUAAAGUUUGUCAUCGGUUUGGUCAGUUUCGAUCCGCCUAUUGUUAGUAAAAUUGGUCUGUUAGAGGUCCGUCUAGUGUUAGUUGAAUUAAGUAAGUCUGUUAGAAGUCUGUUUGUCGGUUUCAUUUACGUGGUGGAGGCGCCAGUCCUUGUUGACAUAUAGUUUGUACCGUAGGUUUUCGCUGAAAUGCUUCUCAUAUCAUUGUUUAUUAAUUUGAAGUGGUUUUUGACGGCAAAGGUGACAACAGAAUAAGAACGCGCUAUUCGGUGACUCGACAUGCCAGACGUGACUAUCUGAUAAUUAGAUUAGUUUUUGUUUAUCUGUGAAUAGCGUUUUGAAAAAAAUUGUUCUUCUUCUAUUUUUCCCCAGAUAUUUAACUUAAGACCAUUUAUCUCCAGCACUGAAGAAAAAGCAUAUCGCCCUUAAGUUUCCGAGAAAACAAGGGGAUCGUGUUGUGUACCCUUACGAGGAAAACAAAAGUGUCAAGUUACAAAAGUUCGCGUGAAAAGUAACAUUGUCAUGUCAUAGUGUAGAAUGGCUAUUGUUCUUUUGACAUUUACUUCCAGUUAUAUAGGUCUGUCAUGAUGCUUGUUACUAUUCAUAGAUGCCCAAAAGGAGCUCAUUCAUUGGUUGCUAUGAACACACGGCAAUGCUGCCAACAUAAAAUUGUAUUUAACUCACUUUAUAACAAGACCCAAUUUAGCAUGUUUUGUUGCCAGCUAUAAUCGUAGAUUUUUUUUCGGUUUUGAAAUUCCACAAAACCACUUCAAAUUAAUAUCGAUAUCAAAACCCAUGGCACAUGAUAAAAAAAAGUGUUCAUAGCCAAUUCCAAGAGGUCAUUAGAAAGUCGCCAAGUCAUUAGAAUUUUCCCAUAGACCUGUUUGAAUGCGGGAAGUUAGUCAAACCUCACUUGUUGGGUUUUUGAUUGAAAAGUCCUUACUUAUCUGACUGGAGUGCUGCAAUAUUUUGUUUAAAUAUUAAGUCUUAAAAUCUGAUUAAUUAGUUUACUUUUAUAUGGAUUCCAUUUACUGCAUUGCUAUGUAACAUUUUAACAUGGUUUACUGUUUAAUUGCAGCAAAAGAAUUGCGAAAUUGAAGACCUUACUCGGUAAAGAAUUUGUUGAGAUGGAUUCUUCAUAUAUUAAAGGUUUUAAGUAAAGGCAACGCAUUGAAUGGUUUAGUGUAAUGUAGAUAUGUGUCCAGUAAUGACAAUAUUGGGUUAUUAUUGGUGAUCAAUCGAAUAGGUGGACAAGUAUCAGAAUGAUUGUGAGUUUCUAUGAUGUUGUUCAGUAGUUGAUUUCAUUUGAACUUAGUCGCCUUGCAGGGUCUGUAAAUGUUUAGCGCACUUCUCAGCAAUCAGUUUACUCUCCAAAUCUCAAGUGUCAGCUGAAAGUUACAACCUUGAAUAACGCGCCACUAUCGGUUAGAACCAUUUAGACUCUCUUCUGCUGUGCGAUACAAUUCAGUGGCCAUUUAUGUGUUUUAUGAAGUAAACUGUCUCUGGUAAUUGGUAGAAUGUUUAGGAUUUUUGAACUACUGUUUUGUCUUAUUACCAAUAACAAAGAAAUAUGCAUUAACGAUGUGGAAUUUUUUUUUCAGACAACUGGGUAAAUCUCAGGAAGUCAUUGACGAUCAAAAUGUCAAGAUCGAAACUUCAUUCAACAAAUUGAAGACAAGCGAGAGGCUCGUGAUAGAACGUGAAUAUUCGCUCCAAAAUCUCUGGAGGCUCUUGCAUGAAGCCGCAGACUACUCUGACCAAAAAGAGGGCGAGAUUGAAAACCUUUCUCGCCAACUCUGUGAAUCAAAAGAAGACCUUGAACAAAAGAAUUGCAAAAUUGAAGACCUUACUCGCCAACUGGGUAAAUCUCAGGAAGUCAUUGAUGUAAGAGAGCUUAUAUUAAGUAUAUUGAUCAUUGUCUCUAUCCCGGGGUAUAUAUAUGUAAUUAAACUGAUACAAGACAACUCCGAUUUCUUUUGUUGA